Messenger RNA from Liolophura sinensis, 2590 nucleotides. RefSeq lists its product as uncharacterized. The record is from RefSeq and is a predicted model, not a curated record. Bases 60 to 854 code for a protein of 264 amino acids. NCBI's taxonomy places the organism in Eukaryota, Metazoa, Mollusca, Polyplacophora, Chitonida, Chitonidae. Gene Ontology annotation, molecular function: growth factor activity; nerve growth factor receptor binding. Gene Ontology annotation, biological process: negative regulation of neuron apoptotic process; neuron projection morphogenesis; cell surface receptor protein tyrosine kinase signaling pathway. The transcript has 6 exons.
CCUUGUUUGAUUAAGUCUUUACCGUUUUUUCCGCUUUACCACAUCUAGCACGCUGCAGAAUGGAAGAUGUCCGAAAUGUUGCGUAUUUUAUCAACUUGCUGUCAAUUGUGAUUUUGACCAUUUUACCAUUAUCAGAAUGCUAUCGCCGAGGAUUUAACAUACCUUUACCAUUAGCCGAUCCUUUUAUCACGGAAGAUAUGGGAGAGUCCGAGCUUAACACAGAAUUCAAUCAAGAUCCGUCCAGUAUAUUCGACAAUGGAGCGCUACCUUUAGUACUUAGAUCUUUUGAAGAAAAACUGGUUCACGACUUACAGUACCAUCCUGGUUUGGAACACAUAACGGAAACCCAGGCGUUUUAUCUUAGGGAGCGGCUCCGAGGCUUGUACUCAUACCUGAAGAAUCACCCAGCCUUGAUGGACCGCAGGCUUCAAGUGGCCUCAAGGAAACCUCUCUAUACAUUUAGAUCAGCCCCUGUGGUGCCUGAGAAGAGGACAUCAUUUCCGGUGGGGAUUCGUUACCCAGUGUGUCCGUCUAGGAAUGAAUGGCGACUAAUUUACACGGCGCGCGAUAUUAACAACACCGCCGUGGAACUGUUCCAACCGCAGGACGGCUCGGAAGGUCAGCAGUGGUUUUACACGGUAUCCUGCGACCAGACCAGGAUUACGGCUCUUAAUCCUACCUGUCCAUCAUGCUGCACCGGCAUUGAUCAUAGAAGGUUUUCGUCUGAGUGCCUGACUAUGAAGUCGUACGUAAUCGCUCUGGUGAAAAGACAACAAGAUACAUUCUUCGACUGGAACUGGAUCAAAGUGGAAAGCAGUUGCAGUUGUGCCAUCACGCGAAAACACGGCGGCUGAGCGUUCGUAUAUUACACACGAAGGAGCCAAAUCAUUUAUUUAUGCCUUUCUAAUCUUUUGUCAAGCAAAUUCCAUUCUAUAGAUCAACCAGUCCCAAUUUUUUUUAUCCUAUAGGCCAUUAUGGCAAAAAGAAAAAUGGAUUUUAAAAACAUUUCAAUGCUUACGGAACAAAAGAAACACUGUCGAUGCAUACAAAUGGGUUAUCAUCGCUUCUUUAUUCAUGUGACAAGGCGUAUGUUGUUAAACCAUUGCUUGAUCUGAUAUUACGAGGCUAAUAGUAUUGCCUUGUAGCAGUGACAUGUAUAGGAUGUUUUAGGAAAGGUUCGAAAAUUAGUGGAGCUUUAUUGACGUGUCCUUCUUUGCCAAACCAUAGAAACACAAAAUUAAAUUUAGACAUCACAUUUGAUCAAGUGGUCAGAAUAAAGUUCACGACAAUUACAACUAACUAUAUUUUCAAACGUUUGGGAAACUCGAAAGAUGCAGAGUUCGUGACCAUCGAAAUAUUUUCGUUUUGAUUCCUUGAGAACAUUCCAAUCGUGGCUUGUGUGACCCCAUUUCGCGCCUCCCUACCGUUUUUUAACUGUUCAGCGCUGUUUGGUUUCAGUGAGAGGUAAAGUGGUUCUUCACUCUGAAGUCAUCUCCAUUCUCUUCAGAAAGCUAUGACACACUCAUGUGUUGUGUUUUUAUUAAUAAUGCCAAUGAUUUAACAUCUACAAUGAGUUAAAGACAACAUGUCUGAAGGCCGACAGAUAUAACAAACACAUAGUGGAAGAGGCUUGCAUUGAUUAUGGCCAGAGGCCUUCUAUUUCUGUAUGCUGUAAAUAUUGUUUCUCUUAUUCAGUUGCCUCAAGAGCUGCUAUAUACAUGUGGCAAAACAGACAUAAUCACAUAUUAAGUUAAAAAUGCUAGAUACCAUGGUAGUUACAAUCAACUGAACCUUGUUAUCGCCUUGUUGAUGGCGCCCUUCGUGGACAUUGCACAUGUACAUGUCGUUUGUUUAUCGAAAUUAUGCCGUGUAAGUCGUUCGGUUCUAUAUUGUAUAUAUGCUACCCAUUGCUUAAUGCACAAUAAGGAACAUGUAGUUCAACUACCAUCUUACUGUAAUUUGAAUAGUCCUGUUAUUUGUCCUUAUCAUGCUUAAUUUCAAUAAAUUGUUGUUGAUUUGCAGAAUAGCAAUUGGUGUCGACUCUUAGAUAGGGUAAACUCAUGAAUGCCGAAUUUGGUGCCAUUAGAAACUUUGCUACAUCCAGUACAUGACAUAAACAAACGUUCCAAGUUUUACUGUUACGUUUAUAGAGCUUAAGACGUUAUAUUGAUGUUCGGAUCAAGAUUUUGUGAACCAAUUUUGUGUGGUGAUUUCCUAUUAAAAAUAGUCUAUAAAAAGAUAAAACGUUUAACAGGAAUAUGAGAUUACUUUGGUGAAAAUUGUCGGCUUGCAUUAAGUUGCCUCUUACAAAUGCAUGCUCUCAAUAUUUACUAUUUUGGAUAGAUCUAAACUCCUGUGUCUUAUUUAAAGAAACAGUGAUAUGCUUAAUGUUGAAAUAUCACAUGUACACUGUAUCACUAAAGAAUGAUUAAAGUCAACACAGCUUUGUGUAUAUAGAUUGUUUGUUCUACAACGAUUAUACUGUCUUCAGUGCACAUUUUAAUUCACUUUACACAGUUUUAAGUUUAAUUUAUCUCCGUGUACGCUGUUCCGAGUAUUAUUGGAAUCUUCGCCGUCGAUCCAGGUUGUG